AUGGACAAUCUGGUCGAAAGCAUUGAAAGCUUGCGUUUCAAGAACAAGAACAUCGAGGGCCGAUUUUUCGUCCCUGGGGGAGAGUUGAUCAGUGUAAUGUCUGAGCCUCGAAUUCGUAUGGCUCUCCAUGAACUUGGGCUACCCUUGUAUCAACACGAAGAGAUUCUUGGUAGAAUUGUCAAAGGGGCGAGGCGUUGCUUUGCCAUUCUACUCUUGAGAAAAUGCGGUCGCUUGAUUCUGGACUUCUUUAGCAAAGAUGCUCUGCAAAGGUCGCAUCCUGACGAUCGUCUCCCGUUCGAACCAAGCUCACUUGCCGCAUUGUUCGGUGUGGAAGUUGAUGAUCUUAAGGUGCAGCGCUUUCUCGAGAAGCAAUGGGAAUUCUCCACUCCGUUCUUUUCCCGGAUGCUAUUGACGCGCGAACUCGCGCAAGGGACAAUACUCCCUAUCAUCCAUCAAGAGUCGAUAGGUGAGGGUUCUUUCGGAAGUGCAUACAUAACCACGAUACAUCCUCAAUGUCAUGAACUGCCCAUCGCAGCAAACAAGGUCGUGAGAAAGGAGAUCAAGAAGUCUGCGGGACAAGCAGAGCAUGCUUUCGCGCAAGAGCUCCGCAAUCUGUCCCUGUUAUCGCAUCUCAAACACCCGAACCUUGUAGAGCUUUUCUGCUCCUACCGCUUUCGCGAUACUUAUACGUUCGUGUUUGAUGUGGCAAACGGGGGUACUCUUGCGCAGCUGCUUCGCGGAGACUUGGUAGCGCCGUAUUUCUCGAAUCCCGAACCCUCAUCACGUCACAAUCAUCCGCUGUUCGCAGCUUUGGCGGACCUCGCUUCUGCUGUUGAAACUGUACACAACUUCUCUUCGGUUGUACUGGAUGUGAAGCUGACAGGAUGCCACCACGACAUAGCUCCACGUAACAUCUUCAUCCGUGAUAAGACUCUUGUUCUCGGAGACUUUGGGCUAUCUACCUUCAAAGCUCAAGAAGAAGGUUCCUUGACAGCUUUCAAGGAGAUUAGAUCAGACUACGCCGCACCCGAAUGCCAACGAUUUCAAGACACUCUGAUCCAAACCGCCGAGGUCACGAGAGCAAGCGACAUAUGGUCUUUUGGUUGUAUCCUUGCUGAGGUCGCAACAUUCUUGGCCGAAGGCUCUAAGGGGGUGGAGAAGUUCCGAGAAGCUCGAUGUCACGAUGUGACGAACGAGAUAACUUGGUUCAGAUUCCACCACGGGCCCGCUGGGCCAAGCCUUGAAGUGCAAAACUGGCUGAUGUCACUUCGACAGCGGGGCACGAGCCCAGGAACUUCCCUCAUAACGCUUUGCGAAGAGAUGUUAUCUUUCGAACCUACACAGCGCCCGAGGGCAGUUGAGGUCAUGCUAAGAUUGCAGUACAUAGCUGUGUUUGGCCUGGCUCGUCUCGUAUCAGCAUCUUGGGAGCAGCUUGGAGACUUGAAGGGUGCCGCCGAUCUAAGACUGGGGCGAAUGAAUUUCGAAGGUUGGAGUAAUGCCUUUGAGACAUUCUAUCACGACAGGCUAUGUCAGCAGCCCCAAGGUGAUGAGGUACCGACAUUCCAGUUUGAGCUGAUUCAAAGCGAGCUCCAAGACAUGUCCGCAUUUCUCGACAGUCUCGUAGACAAGAACGACGACUACAGGCGCCGAUGCUCCAAGCAGGUCCACCAAAUCCAUGUUCGGUUACUCGGUGCACUCCCCAUUCAUUGCCGCGACUUGGCCAAAACUCAUUCGGAACAAUUGAUAUUGCAAGACGUCCAAAUCCAUGGUUUCAAUUUCGGCCCGGCGGCAGGGGCCAGUAAUGCUGUGAGCCACGAACUCGGCUUACUCGUUACUGUGAAGCUGUUGAUCGAAAAGGAGCGGCAGGGGCUUCUGAGCGAAAAGCGUGGUCUCUUCCUUAAAGAUCAGGAUGUCAAACUGCUCGAUGACAUUGAGCAACAUACCCGGGCUUUAAUAGAGCGAAGCGAGGGUAGAUUCCUGGUAGAAUGGGUGGAAUACAGCUUUGCGUGGGCAGAUGAUGAGACGGGAAGACAGUUCCGGGACCGUGUUGCUUCGGUAGCAGGCUUAAUGCACAAUGACGACGCCGCCCGGAUUCCGACGAAGGAAGCAGACCGAAAAGAAUGGGCACAAACACCGAUCAUGCUAGGAUUCGCUAGCAGUCGACAGAACGAGGCGGACGCUGCUACGCUUGGCCCUGACAACAGACUGAACUACCACCACCCGGACUAUCUGCAGAACAAAUCGAGAUAUCGUCAGGAGUACGACUAUUACAGCAUGGGUAUGAUGCUUUUAGAAAUCGGACAUUGGGCGCCACUGGUGAAGCUUACUGAGAACGCCAACCUGCAAGAGAUUUUGGCACUGGCACAAUCCCGCGAAGUCGACUUCCUCCCUUUGAUCCAUCAGCCAACUCUUGGAAACGUAGGUGCUGGCUUGACUGCAGUCGUGAAUCAGCGUUUUAUCAGGAAUGACCUGGAGCUUGCAUUCAAGGAAGUCAACUCCGGGAGUGCCUUCCUGCGAGAGCUCAGCUUUGUGAGCGCACGCGCGCUCCGGGCACACCCCUUCAUUACUAAGUUACAAGGUAUCGGCUGGAGUGUGGACAGUAGGAAAGAGGGCAACAAAUGGGUUAUCAAGCCGGUUCUGGUCUUCGAGAAGGCCACACAUUCAACAUUGUGGUCCUUUAUGCACACUCGCGAAGGCGGUUCUCUCAGCUAUAAGCAAAGAAUAAGUAUUUGCAUUCAGCUCGCAAUCGCUGUCGCGGAUCUGGAAGACCAUCGCAUCAUACAUGGCGACAUCAAACCAAAGAACAUAUUGGUCUUCGUCGACGGGGUUGAAAACGGUGCCGUUACCAUUCAACUUGCCGAUUUCGGGCACUCCAGUGCAGUACCAGAUGAGGCGCCUGAUCUACACGUUAUUCUUCCCGAAUCACGCCCGUGGUCAAUACCCCCCAACGAGUAUCGUCAUACUGGAUUCCAUCUCUUAGAUGCUCAGCGGGCGAUGUCUUAUUCGUGCGCUCGCCCCACGUCGAUAGAUACUCCUCUCCAAAUCUUGAGGGACUGCUUCGAAGCCUGCACGAAGGACGAUGAUCCCGAUCCACCGUGCGUUACUGAAAAACCGCUGGCGGUAGCCCCGAGCAUGACCUACGAUGCGAUUCGAAAGAUUCCGGAUGUCUUGAAUUGGUUCGAUGUUGUGCAAGGGUUAUUGCAGCUCUCCGAUGUGGACUACAGAGUUCGAGUCAUGAUUUUCGACAGUCUAAUCAUUCGAUACCAGGAGGUGUUGCAUGAGCCGGACAUGACGCGUCUACGCGAUGCAAUAGCCCUGGAAAUUGCUUCAUGCUACUGGCUUGGUUUUGGCACGAAGAGAGAUGAAGCUCUAGCGAAAGUUUGGUUGGCAAAACAUACGCCAAACCAAGGUUUCUUCGACUAUCGCCUCACAAAACUCAAGAACACACUUGGAAGUUGUUACCUCUGGUGGACAAAGUUGUCACAGCAAUUACAGAUUGGACAUCUGGACUUCACGAAUGACAUGCAAUACUACCGAGACCAGCAGCAGACACAAGCGAUACUGGAAGUCGAGCGUCGAGAGUUGGAAGACUGGGAAGAAGUACUAGGUCCUGGACACUUCAUUGUGUCCUCAAGAAGCUUGGCAGUAUGUGAAAAGCUCAUCAACAUUGGUAUGCAGGACGAAGCAAUUGCUCUGACUCAGAGUAUGUAUGAUCGUUCGGAAGCGGUUCUACCGUCCGAUCAUGUUGCACUGAAUGCGUUACGAAGUUCGCUAGUCAAGUUGUAUUUGAUGGAAGACCGCCUGACCGAAGCGCGCCAAUAUUUGUUCGAGUUGCAUCCGGAACUGAAGGACGAAAGAAGCAGAGUCAAGCUUUUGGAGGAUGUAAAUGAUGCAGUCUUUUUAAGAGACAGUGCCAAUUACAUCCUCCUAGCCGUUCUGGAAACCGGCAUGAAGCGCUACAAAAAGGCAGACACAAUCUACAGGCUGGUCAUACCCCGCAUGUGCAAACUUCUUGGCGACCGAAAUCUGCAAUGCGUCAGAGCGCGAUACGACUGGGCUAUGCAUCACAGCUACCGAGGCAACUAUCCAAAAGCAUUGGAGUUACUGGACCCUUUGUACAAGGUUACUGUCUCCAACUACGGAGAAACGCACGAGCUAUCUCUGCUGGUUGCGCAAUCGCGGGUUGAGCACCAAGUUCGUUUGCGAAUAUAUCGAAAGACUUGGGUUGGCCGCUUCGCUAGUCGGAAAUUCCAAAUGUGGUUCUACAAAGAGCCUAUUGAAGCUGCUCAGGCAUACCUUGGAAACGAUCACCCGUACACUAUAAUGGCUAUCAACCGCGGGGUAGCCGCACUAGCAGGGAAUAUUAGGUACAAAGAGGCCAUUGAGCUAGCGAAGUGCGCAGUGGAACUCGUAGAGAAGAGAUCUGGCAAGGGCUCAAACGCUGCAGAAUAUCAACGUGGCAGGCUCAAGCUAGUACAACAAAGUGCAUCAUUGCAUGGUAUUUUCUUCACCUGGGGCUCUUGGACUUUACGGUCACACGAGCCGUGGCGCUUCAGGGGAAUUCCUAUAUGGUGGAAAACCACGAAGUUUGAACCCUUCAAACUCGAUCUAACACUGGAUCCCAAUUACCGCGCAGAUAACGUAACCGCUUGA
This is a messenger RNA of Alternaria metachromatica, 4653 nucleotides long. RefSeq lists its product as uncharacterized. Lineage: Eukaryota; Fungi; Ascomycota; Dothideomycetes; Pleosporales; Pleosporaceae. Gene Ontology annotation, biological process: peptidyl-threonine phosphorylation; peptidyl-serine phosphorylation. Gene Ontology annotation, molecular function: protein serine/threonine kinase activity; protein binding; ATP binding. The transcript is spliced from 7 exons. The record is from RefSeq and is a predicted model, not a curated record. The coding region runs from base 1 to 4653 and encodes 1550 amino acids.